UGCAGAUCACUUCAGCAGCAACAGGAAACCGGCCAAUCAGCAAGCAGCUAGGAAUGAGCAUAUGCUGCCAAGGGUAAGAGGCAGUUGAUGAAAGUCCCGUCUGCAGAAAACAAGCACUCAGAAAACACAGGAAAAGGGUUCAGUGUUUUCCCUCAUCUGAUCUUACUGGGAUACUUAUAGCUAGUCAAGUCUUAUAGAUGAAGGGUGUACAGGGAGAUGAUACUGAGGAUGAUGAUCUGAAUGUCUGGAAUGCCUCAGCGGUUAUUCUGGACAUUGACCAAGGGUCAUGGGCAGACCGGUCCCCUCUACAUGAGGCUGCAUCCCAGGGUCGCCUCCUGACUGUCAGGAAACUUAUCUCUCAGGGCUGUAACGUGAAUGUGCUCACCAUCGACCACGUGAGUCCUUUACACGAGGCCAGCCUUAGUGAUCAUGUUGCCUGCGCCAAAGCUCUUAUUGAGGCAGGCGCCAAUGUCAAUGUGACCAGCAUUGAUGGCGUGACACCACUGUACAAUGCCUGCUCAUCAGACAGCGUGAGGUGUGCUGAGGCACUGCUGGAAAACGGCGCCAAAUUCCAAGUUGGUUUGUUCCAACCUUCACCGAUUCAUGUAGCGGCCAGUAAAGGCUGUCAUGCAACUUUAGAGGCGCUUAUAGCUUGGGGUGCUGAUGUUGACUAUAACAUUCCUCACAUGGGAACCCCGCUGUACAUCGCUUGCAUCUGCAAAGAGUUCCAGUGUGCCAGAAUACUGCUAAACGGAGGGGCAAAUGUGCACAAAGGUAGAUUUCUCGAGACUCCUUUACACGCUGCUGCUCAGGAAGAUUGCACCGAAAUCGUGAAAGAAUUGCUGGCGUUUGGGGCCGACGUAAAUGCAAAGAACCACGAGAUGAAGAGGCCAGUGGAGGUGGCUCCCCCAAGCAGUUUAGCUGAAGGUUUCCUCCUGCUUUAUGAAGCUGUGCCACGCCCCCUGAGUCAGCUCUGCCGCCUCAGCAUCAGAGACUGCAUGGGACGCUCCAGGCUCUCGCUCAUUCCUCAGCUCCACCUCCCCAGCAUCCUGAAGAAAUUCUUACAGUAUCAAUAGAAAGUCCGGCAUUUCCUGCUGUUGACACGGAUACACCUAAUCAUAUGCAGGCUGUGUGUGCUUUCUUAGAAGAAUUCAGUAAUGCUCAAAUGUAUUAUUUGAUAUUUGCUGUAAUGUGGAAAAAUUCUAAUAAAAACAGGUUUAUUUGUGUGAUAAA
Messenger RNA from Paramormyrops kingsleyae, 1233 nucleotides. Its product is annotated as ankyrin repeat and SOCS box protein 5-like. Gene Ontology annotation, biological process: positive regulation of protein catabolic process; intracellular signal transduction; protein ubiquitination. Gene Ontology annotation, molecular function: protein binding. The record is from RefSeq and is a predicted model, not a curated record. NCBI's taxonomy places the organism in Eukaryota, Metazoa, Chordata, Actinopteri, Osteoglossiformes, Mormyridae.